This is a messenger RNA of Cucumis melo (muskmelon), 1760 nucleotides long. Its product is annotated as probable jasmonic acid carboxyl methyltransferase 2. The record is from RefSeq and is a predicted model, not a curated record. Gene Ontology annotation, molecular function: S-adenosylmethionine-dependent methyltransferase activity. Gene Ontology annotation, biological process: methylation. NCBI's taxonomy places the organism in Eukaryota, Viridiplantae, Streptophyta, Magnoliopsida, Cucurbitales, Cucurbitaceae. The transcript has 2 exons. The coding region runs from base 450 to 1574 and encodes 374 amino acids.
AAUAAUAAAAAAAAAAUAAAAAAAAAACAAACAAACAAAACCACAGUACACAUCAAUAAUAGACACUACAAGUUUUGCAUAUUUAUAAACUCCAUAUUUUUUUCCUGUCUAUUUUCUUUCGAUUCUACGUUCUAAACAUGCAUACAUAUAGUUCGAAACCCCUGACCCAAAAGCUGAACUGUGACCACUCUAAACCGAAGUACUAAAACACCAGAACCACAACAAUUAUUUUGCGUGUAAAGAAAAAAAAGCUUAUGUUCGUCGGUGUCGGCCGCAUACCACAUAUCCAAUUCCCAAUUUCCGUCCACACAACGAACAUAAUAGUUUCGAAUCCGUUUUCCACGUUUUCUUUUUAAUCUAAAACCCUAUAAAUAUCUUCACAGAUUAAAUCCUAAACCAAAUUCAUAUCUUUAAUAAAUUACUAAAAAUAAAAAUAAAAAUUUUAAAAAAUGGAAGUUGCACAAAUUCUGUGCAUGAACAAAGGAGGUGGAGAAACGAGUUACGCUCGAAACUCAUCUCUUCAAAGCAAAAUCAUAUCCGAUUCAAAACGAAUCACUGAAGAAGCAGUUGAAUCCAUGAUAACCACUUUUUCCAAUAACAACACAACCAGCGUUAUUUCUAUUGCUGAUUUGGGCUGCUCAUCUGGGCCCAACACGUUACUUCUAGUCUCCGAUACUCUCAAUCUCAUCUCCUCUAAAUGCAAACGCCUCGGCUACCCGCUCCCCGAAGUUCAGGUUUUUCUCAACGAUCUCUUCAGCAAUGACUUCAACUACAUAUUCGGGUCGCUCCCCGAGUUCCAUCGACGUCUUGUGGUCGACAACGGUGGGGAAGUGGGGCCUUGUUUUAUAUCCGGGGUGCCGGGGUCUUUUUAUGGAAGGUUGUUUCCGAAAAAGAGCUUGAAUUUUGUGCAUUCUUCAUCAAGUUUGCAUUGGCUUUCGGAAGUUCCAGAAGGAUUAUUGGAAGGGGAAGGGAAAAGGAGGUUGAAUAAAGGGAAGCUUUAUAUAUCUUCAACGAGUCCGAGGAGUGUCGUGGAGGCUUAUGGUGAACAGUUUAAAAGUGACUUUGGGAGGUUUAUAAAAUCGAGAUCUGAAGAAAUGGUUAGUGAUGGGAGAAUGGUUUUAUCUCUCAUGGGGAGGAAAUCUAUGGAUCCUACGACUCCUGAUAGUUGUCAUCAUUGGGAGCUCUUGGCUCAGGCUUUAACCACCUUGGCUUCUCAGGGAUUAGUUGAAGAGGACAAAAUAGACUCAUUUAACGCACCAUACUAUGCGCCAUGCAUGGAGGAAGUGAAGGAAGAGAUAGAGAAGGAAGGUUCAUUCAUGGUAGAACGGUUCGAAGCUUUCGAGGUUGAAUGGGAUGGGUUUGCCAGUGAAGCUGAGGAUGGUCUCAAAAUUCUGACCAGAGGCCAACGAGUGGCUAAGACAAUACGAGCAGUGGUUGAAACCAUGUUGGAGUCUCAUUUUGGUGGCCAUAUUAUUGAUGCUUUGUUUCAACAUUAUGGGACCAUUGUUCAACAUUAUUUGUCUAACAAUAGAACUAAGUAUACCAAUUUGGUUGUUUCUUUUGUCAAGAAAUAAUGAAUAUAUGUAUCUCUAUAUAAUUGUGUUAACUUUGCUGUUGGGAUAAAAUUAGAUCCAAAAAUAGCAAAGUUAAAUCAGAAUUAUUAUGUCUCCUGUCUAAUAAUUUAUAGUUUAUGCAAACGAAAAGUUGAUAAAUAUUUGUAGUUUGUUCUUUUGCUAUCAUUGGAAAGCUUUUCUUUGAAA